CAGCCAACUCUUUCCUUCCACCCGCGGUAGCUCCCCAUCUCACACGGUCGCACCUCAUCUUUCUCCUCGGGAACAAGACCUACAGGUCCCUCAUCUCUAAUCGCGUAACCAUUUCUAGGGUUUCUCGUCUCUCGCUUCUGACAUCAACGAUUGAGUUAAUCUCCUGAAAACCCUAAAAAAAUCAAUUGGCGCUUAAAAACAACUUCGAUUUUUCAUAACCAAUCUCAAAUUUCCAAGUAAAACAAGCCAUGGACGCUGUUUCGUGGAGUGCUCGUCUCUCUUCUGCCUCAAAGCGUUAUCAACUUGCUCUUCAAUCGCGAUCUGAUAUGUUCAUGGGGUUUGAAGAAAUCGAUGGAGAUGAUGAUAUAAGAGAGGAGUUUCCUUGCCCAUUCUGUUCAGAGUGUUUCGAUAUUGUCGGAUUGUGUUGUCAUAUCGAUGAUGAGCAUCCUGUAGAGGCGAAGAAUGGGGUGUGUCCAGUUUGUGCAAUGAGGGUGGGGGUUGACAUGGUUGCUCAUAUAACCUUGCAACAUGGAAAUAUUUUUAAGAUGCAACGCAAGAGGAAAUCUCGUAAAGUUGGAUCCCAUUCAACACUUUCUUUGUUGAGAAGGGAAUUGCGGGAAGGAAAUCUGCAGUCCCUUUUUGGUGGGUCUUCCUGUAUAGUUUCUUCAACCAAUGCUGCUCCAGAUCCAUUGUUGUCGUCGUUUAUAUUGCCUAUGGUUGAUGAUUUUGGGAGUGUUCAGUCGCACCCUUCAGCUGAAUCCAUUUCUGUCAAGAAAAGAACAAAUGAGAAUGUUUCGGAAAGGGUUGCCCAUCCUUCUCCAUUAUCUAUCAAGGAUCAGAAGGAGAAGGCAAGUAGAUCUGAGUUUGUUCAAGGAUUGUUGCUGUCCACCAUGCUUGACGACAACUUAUGAGGAAGAAGGUCUGUAUGUGGGCUACUGCCGUGGUUUGUCAACCUCCAAAUAUAUGCAGCCUAGAGGAGAGCUGCAUGAGAGCUUGUACUACUUGUUUGUAGAAGUAUAUGUUAAAUGUAUUAAACAAGUGAGAUGAGAAAAUAAGAUGAUGUAAUAAAUGUAAUUUAUGUUGCCCCCAUAUGUGGAGUUUAGUAUGUAGUUAGGCGGAAACCAGGCUCUUGUACUCUGUUUUAUUUUGUAAUUCAUGCUUCAUUUCAUUGAUCAAAAAAACAAAAAAACAAAAACGUAUUACUGCGUG
Messenger RNA from Camellia sinensis, 1209 nucleotides. Lineage: Eukaryota; Viridiplantae; Streptophyta; Magnoliopsida; Ericales; Theaceae. The record is from RefSeq and is a predicted model, not a curated record.